Molecule: messenger RNA, 2122 nt
Organism: Leucoraja erinaceus (little skate)
Lineage: Eukaryota; Metazoa; Chordata; Chondrichthyes; Rajiformes; Rajidae
Exons: 15
Coding region: 59-2122 (687 amino acids)
Biological process (GO): cell-matrix adhesion
Cellular component (GO): cell surface
Source: RefSeq, a predicted model, not a curated record
CACUCUUUCCUUCUCUCAGUCAUCGUGGACAAGAUUUUUCGAUGAUGUCUUCCCCAACAUGAGGAUAGUCAUCUUGCUCCACAAACUCCGCUGCGCAAAGACGGACCCGGAGUAUGGCCAGGCGCUGGGCCAAUGCAUGGAUCACAGCCGCGUCUCGCAGGCGGCAUGGGAAGCCGUGGUAGCCAACCUGACCAAGAUGUGCCCCUGGACUCUACACACCAUCCUGGGCGGCAGCAAGGACUAUCUCCUGCGGGCAGAGGCUGACGUGGUGGAGGAGCUGCCCACUGUGUCCUGCCCCUUCCAGCUCGGCGUAAUGAUGCAUUUCUUCCGGGGUCUGUACCCGGAGAUGGGGGAGGAGAUGCGGGAGAAACUCUUCAAGUGGGCAAAGCGGAGCCUGAGGUCAUCCAGGUGCCAGGCAGGGAAGUCCCCGUCCAAUGGCGGGCUGCGCCCACCACCAUCCUCCAAUGACGGGCAGAGCCCACCACGACCGUCCAAUGACGGGCAGAGCCCACAACGCCCCGACAUGAAUGAGGGAUCUGACGGAGGCUCAGCCUGCGGCCUGUCGUGGGUGAACAAGGACACAGUCGCGUUGCUGGGAAUAUUCAUCAUGCAAGCAUCCAACCGCGAUUUCGCCCAAGUCCGUGCUGAACAGGUGUGCGAUCUCAUCGAAGAGUCGGAUUUCCUCGCGAGACUCACUGAGGCGGCUGAUGAUCUGCCUGACCGCGUGAAGCACGUGAUGGACAUGUUGCAGACGCAGUGUGGAGACAAGGCCCAGCUCAGGAACAUCUCCAGGUCGGGGCCACUGGCCUGUUACAUGAGCAACAUGGACUCCAUGGAUGCUGCCAAUAUGGAGAAACGCCUAACCAAACUGAGAGGCUGCAAGAACAAGGACGCUAUGAAGAACAUAGCGGGCCUUGUGAGGGAGUUGGCCAAGAAGAAGCCCGUGGACAGGGAGAUGCUUCGCUCGAUGGGAGCCUCAGCGUCGGCGUUGACCAGCCGACAGAUCGCCAACAUCAGCGACGGGGUGAUCUUGGACACCAUCGUGGAGCUGGGCGAAGGGAGAGAGUGGAGCCGAGGCCAGUCCCGCGAUCUGGUCCGCAAGUAUCUACGGGGUGGCGGGAAGGUGAAGAGUGGCUCGGACCUGGUGCAGAUGGGCAGUCUGGUACGGGGCCUGAGGAGUGGAACACUCCGCAACGUCAGCGGCCCAGAGUUACUGCGGGCGGCACGGGGCGGCCUGGAGGACGAGGCCCAGGACAUGUCCCCCUUCCAGAGGGGAACCAUCGUGGGAACGAUCCUGGCGGGCGUGAACACCACAGACGCCAUCGAGUCUCUGUCGGGCUCCCUGUUGCUGGUGGUUCCACUGUCGGCGCUCGUGGCUGCGGAUGUCGGCAGCUUGACCAACAUCACCCGCAAACAAUGGAACGUUGCCCAGGCUCUGUAUCUCUGUACGAUCGUCUUCAACAACGGAUCCAUGACCCACGUUGAGUUCAGUGAACUGGGAGCCCUGACUCAGGGAGUGACCUGCAAGGAGUUGUCCAACUAUGCUGAUCAGUUUGGUACCCAGCUGGGACUGGCUCUGGGCAACGCAACCUGGCUCUCCAGAAACCAGUUGACCUGUGCAGGACAGAAGAUGAGAGAUAUUGUGAUGAACCUGCCCGCUGGUACGACAGCUGAGGAGAUACGGAACUUGGCCGAGAGUUUGCCCAGCUGCCUCCUGCUAUACAUUGGGGAGGAGGCCAUCGCCCGUCUCUACGGCAACGACUGUCCCGGCUUCCUGUCCAAGAUGUCGGAUGUGAAGAUGGAAUGUCUUCCACGGAGUUCCCCGGUCCGCGGCCAGUUGCUGGAGAGAGCCGUCGGCUGCCUGGGCGAUGCGAUGUCUACACUGGACGGUGCGGGCGUGCGAUCGAUGGGGGCGCUGGUGUGUGAGUUCACGGGGACAAACGUCACACAGCUGACCGAUGCCGCAUUCAACGCCUCUAUCCCUCUCCUGGCAAAGUGCCGGCAGUUCGAGGCCAGUGCCCGCUCCGUGCUAGCGACCCGACUGGUCCAGACCCUGGGACCAGCGUCACAGUGGUCAGUGGACACGGUCCGGUCACUUGGAUCCCUGCUCACCCUGAGAUAG